Molecule: messenger RNA, 2437 nt
Organism: Mesitornis unicolor (brown roatelo)
Lineage: Eukaryota; Metazoa; Chordata; Aves; Mesitornithiformes; Mesitornithidae
Gene: GGNBP2
Product: gametogenetin binding protein 2
Exons: 12
Cellular component (GO): nucleus; cytoplasm
Source: RefSeq, a predicted model, not a curated record
AUGGUGAUGGAAUUUCCUGAUAAUGUGCUAAACCUCGAUGGACAUCAGAAUAACGGUGCGCAAUUAAAACAGUUCAUUCAGAGACAUGGCAUGCUUAAACAGCAGGAUCUAAAUAUUGCCAUGAUGGUGACGUCGCGUGAAGUUUUGAGUGCGCUUUCUCAGCUGGUCCCGUGUGUUGGCUGCCGUCGUAGUGUGGAACGUCUGUUUUCUCAUCUUGUUGAGUCUGGAAAUCCAGCACUUGAGCCCCUAACAGUAGGGCCAAAGGGGGUUCUCUCUGUAACUCGAAGCUGUAUGACUGAUGCAAAGAAGCUUUAUACACUGUUUUAUGUGCACGGGUCCAAACUGAAUGAUAUGAUUGAUGCAAUUCCCAAAAGUAAGAAGAACAAGAGAUGUCAAUUACACUCCCUGGACACACACAAACCAAAACCUUUGGGGGGUUGUUGGAUGGAUGUGUGGGAGCUCAUGUCCCAGGAAUGCAGGGACGAAGUAGUUUUAAUUGACUCUAGUUGUCUUCUAGAAACAUUAGAAACGUACCUACGAAAACACAGGUUUUGCACUGACUGCAAAAAUAAAGUACUUCGGGCAUACAAUAUUCUUAUUGGUGAGCUAGACUGCAGCAAAGAGAAGGGCUACUGCGCUGCACUGUACGAGGGCUUGCGGUGCUGUCCCCAUGAACGCCACAUACACGUAUGCUGUGAAACAGAUUUCAUCGCACACCUCUUGGGUCGAGCUGAACCAGAGUUCGCAGGAGGACGAAGAGAAAGGCAUGCUAAGACAAUAGACAUAGCCCAAGAAGAAGUUUUGACCUGCCUGGGUAUUCAUCUUUAUGAAAGAUUACACCGAAUCUGGCAAAAGUUGCGGGCUGAGGAACAAACGUGGCAGAUGCUUUUUUACCUAGGCGUUGAUGCUUUACGCAAAAGCUUUGAGAUGGCUGUGGAAAAAGUGCAGGGUAUUAGUCGAUUGGAACAGCUCUGUGAAGAGUUCUCAGAAGAAGAAAGAGUGCGAGAGCUUAAACAAGAGAAGAAGCGCCAAAAACGAAAGAACAGACGGAAAAAUAAGUGUGUGUGUGAGAUCCCUACUCCUUUGCAGGCCACAGAAGAGAAGGAAAUAAGUCAAGCAAAGGAAAAUUCAAACUUCACGGAAAGCAGCUGCAAAGCCUGUGGUAGCACUGAAGAAGCUAACAAUUGUGUAGAAGUAAUUGUUACUAAUGAAAGCACUUCUUGCACCUGUCCUGGUAGUGGUACCUUAUUAGGUUCACCUAAAAUCAAGAAAGGUUUAUCUCCGCAUUGUAACGGUAGUGAUUGUGGCUAUUCAUCGAGCAUGGAGGGCAGUGAAACAGGAUCUCGAGAGGGGUCAGAUGUGGCUUGCACCGAAGGCAUUUGCAACCACGACGAAAAUGGAGAUGAUUCAUGCAUCCAUCGCUGUGAUGACAAAGAGGAGGAUGGAGAUAGCUGCGUGGAGUGUUGGGCUAAUUCGGAAGAGAGUAACACAAAAGGCAAAAACAAAAAGAAGAAAAAGAAAAGUAAAACUUUGAAGUGUGAGAAUGAGCACAUUCAGAAACUUGGAAGCUGUAUGGCAGAUCCAGGUAACAGAGAGAUCUCAGGAAAUACCAUGCACACAGAGUUUCAUCGUGACAAGACCAAAGAGACGCAUGCUGAAAGCUGCUGUAGUUCAGAAAAAAGCGGGCAGCAGUUGCCUUGGUUUGAGCACGUGAAAAAUGUGUCACGGUUUGCAGAACCUACAGAAACGUCACUUGUUCCUAAUACUGGAAAAGGUGCCAAGAGCUUAGUGGAACUCCUUGAUGAGUCUGAAUGCACUUCUGACGAGGAAAUCUUUAUCUCACAAGAUGAAAUACAGUCCUUUAUGGCAAACAACAAGUCUUUUUACAGCAAUAGAGAACAAUACCGACAGCAUCUGAAGGAGAAAUUUAACAAAUACUGCCGCCUAAAUGAUCACAAGAGGCCCAUUUGUAACGGUUGGUUGACAACGGCUGGAGCGAACUAAAUAAAUAAAAUGGCUGUCUUUCGUUGAAAUUCUCAAGAUGACUACUGCGCCUUCUUUUUCGAAAACUUAAUUUAGUGACUUAUGGCAAAAAUUUAUCUUAAAUUAAUGUGAUUUUUUUUUUCUUGGUUUUCUGGGGAGACUGGUGGAGGUGAUUUCACUAAUUUUGUUCUUCAGGCUUGUAUCUUUAGUUGAGUAGCUGUGCAAGCCUCUUAUAAUUUAAGCCAUCUCUUUUCAUUAAAUGUUUCUCUUACUGUGAGACUUACAAGAAGCAAACUAGUGGCAAAGUAAUGUUGUACCUAUAAUUCUGUACAGAAUGACAAUGAGCUGAAUAUAAGAUUUUACAAAGUAGACAUCCAUUUGCAAAACGUUUUUGGAUGUAAUAUGUUAAAGCGCAAUGUGCAAAAUUUAAAUAAAGAAUAUUUAUUAAUAUGCA